Ordospora colligata OC4 is the source of this 1197-nucleotide messenger RNA. Its product is annotated as acyl-CoA cholesterol acyltransferase. The transcript has a single exon. Gene Ontology annotation, cellular component: endoplasmic reticulum membrane. The coding region runs from base 1 to 1197 and encodes 398 amino acids. Lineage: Eukaryota; Fungi; Microsporidia; Ordosporidae. The record is from RefSeq and is a predicted model, not a curated record.
AUGGAUGACAUUACCCGUCCUGUCCGAAAGAGUAAUGCCAUAAAGGCAUCUUCGUCUCAUUUAAAAGGUAGGAGAAACAGUAGAACGUACGGGCUAAAGAACUUGGCAAUAAUUAUUACAUUUCUAAGUGUUGGAAGGUUCAUAAUAGACAACAACAAGGAAUUUGGGUUUCUGAUGUCUCUUCCGCUGCAGACGCUUUCCCUCUCAGAAUGCAUCUGCUUUAUCAUCACCAUUGCAAUCUCAUUAACACGAUCAUUCAUUGGAUUUUAUAUCGAAACAACCAAUCAGAAGCCAGUUUACUACAUCUACAUCAACAUUAUUAUCAUGGAGACUAUAAUUGCAUAUGUAAAUCUAAAACAUAUAAAGCAUAUAUACUCAUCCGGAUGGUCAAUGAUAUUCGAUAUUGUUUGCAUGGCCAAACUGAUAUCUUUUCAUCUUGUAAAUAGAGAAUCGAAACGAAAGUCUGGCGCAAAUCAUGUACCACCUACACUAGAGCACUUUUCGUACUUCCUGGCAGUUCCUACUCUUUGCUUUGAGUUUGAAUUCCCACUCAGAACUAGGAGAGACAUCAGAAAAAUCAUGUGGAGAUUUGCCCAACUAGCGCUUGGAUUUCUUCUUUUUGUAUUUGUAAUGGACCAGUAUGCAAUUCCAAGCAUAUAUAGAAUAGCAGGAUUCAGUGAUCUAACAACAGUGGUUGAGAACAUAAUCAACUUUUCAAUAAGCACAAUCAUACUGUUUCUCGUGUUUUUUUACACAGUUUUCUACUGCCUUCUUGAAGCAAUUGCAGAAAUAACAUUGUUCUAUGACACAUGCUUCUAUCAAGAGUGGUGGAAUGCAUCGUCAGCAAAGGAGUUCUGGGCAUUGUGGAAUAGACCCGUGUACAUAUGGCUCAAGAAGCAUGUUUACUCAGCAAUGAUCGGCAAAGGCGUGUCCAGAGACAAGGCUGCAAUUAUGGUGUUUGUGGUUUCAGGUCUUGUGCAUGAAUAUGUCAUCUCAAUAUCGAUAAAGAAAUUUACUGGAUGGUUCUUCAUAACCAUGCUUAUCCAGAUUCCUCUCAUACACAUAACCGAGUCGUUCAAGAGACGAUUUCCAUCCUUGGCAAACUUUUUUUUCUGGGGCACGUUUUGCGUGAUAGGCCAGCCUUCUGUAAUGCUGUUGUACUACAGGUCGCUAUACAUAAAAAAACACUGCAUGUAA